AUGCAUCCCUUUCUGGGCUCCAAAAACCACACCACCGAACCCGGUUCAGCUCUAAGCACUCACAAACCCGAUUCAUCCCAGCUUCACCACAUGCCGCCCGUGUUCCGCUCCCUCUCCACGCGCACCCGCAACCGCUCCUCCUCCUCCUCCUCCCCCUCUGCCCCCACCCUUGCGGUGCAGCGAUCCGCUUCCGCGCGGUACUCGCGCCAGAACACCACGCGCGAGGUCAUUCUAAACGACAUCGUUGGCAACGGAAUUUCUGGCAUUCUCUACAAGUGGGUCAACUACGGGCGCGGGUGGCGUCCACGCUGGUUCGUUCUCCACGAUGGCGUUCUCUCUUAUUACAAAAUUCACGGUUCCGAUAAGCUCGUUCUCAACAACGAUGUUGAGACUGGUUCUAAGGUUAUCGGCGAAGAGUCCCUUCGCCGCAUCAACAGCCACCGCCAUUGCCCCUCACGCUCUCGCAAACCCGCCAGCGAAAUUCAUCUCAUGGUGUGUUCGGUGAGAGAGAACAAAUCAGAUGAGAGAAGGUUUUCUGUAUGUACGGGGACAAAGAAGAGGUUGCAUUUGAGGGCGGAGAGUAGGGAAGAUAGGGCAACAUGGGUGGAAGCAAUGAUGGCAGUGAAGGAUAUCUAUCCUCGGUUGCCCAAUGCAGAGAUUAUGUCACCUGUUGUGUCAGUGGUGAUUUCCACGGAGAAGUUAAGGCAGCGACUUUUACAAGAGGGUCUCAAUGAGGUUGCUAUUCACCAAUGUGAGGACAUCAUGAAAGCAGAGAUUUCACAGUUGCAUAAGCAUAUUGUGGCUCUCAAGCAGAAGCAGUUGCUACUAACGGACACGCUGCGCCAUUUAGAGGCUGAGAAGGUUGACUUGGAGAACACUCUUGUUGAAGACCAAAGGCAAUCAAAGGAUAUUGAAGCUAAUCCCUAUCUAUCAUCGCAUGAAAAGUAUAGUGAGGGAAGUGGUAGUGAUUCUUCUGAUGAGCACCAUCGGCAUGAUUCUGAUGAUGACGAGGAUGCAUUCUUUGAUACAUGUGAAAUUCUUUCAACAAGUUCUGACCAUCUGAGAUCCAUCCAUGAUUCUGAACAGUGUGAAGAUAGUCCAAAUGGGACAUGUGAUGUAAAAUCAGCCAUUGGAUCUGUUGGAUUUAACUAUCCUCAUAUCAACCGACGAAAUAAGUUACCUGAUCCUGUUGAGAAGGAGAGUGGAGUGAGUUUAUGGUCAAUAAUAAAAGACAAUAUCGGCAAGGAUCUUACAAAAGUUUGUCUCCCAGUUUACUUUAAUGAGCCCCUAUCCUCAUUGCAGAAAUGUUUUGAAGAUAUAGAGUACUCUUACCUUCUAGACCAAGCAUAUGAAUGGGGUAAAAGGGGUAACAGUCUAAUGAGGAUGCUACAUGUGGCUGCAUUUGCAGUUUCAGGGUAUGCUAGCACCAGUGGUAGAAGUUGCAAACCAUUUAAUCCACUGUUGGGUGAAACAUAUGAGGCAGAUUAUCCGGAUAAAGGCGUUCGCUUUAUCUCUGAGAAGGUCAGUCAUCACCCAAUGGUUGUUGCAUGCCAUUGUGAUGGCCCCGGCUGGAAAUUUUGGGGUGAGAGCACUUUAAAAAGUAAAUUUUGGGGUCGUUCAAUUCAGCUUGAUCCUGUUGGUAUAUUGACUUUGGAAUUUGAUGAUGGAGAAGUCUUUCAUUGGAGCAAGGUAACCACGUCCAUUUACAACCUCAUUUUAGGAAAACUCUACUGCGACCAUUAUGGUACAAUGCGGGUAGAGGGGAACCGUGAGUAUUCAUGUAAGAUCAAAUUCAAGGAGCAGUCAAUCAUUGAUAGGAACCCUCACCAGGUUCAAGGCGUGGUGGAAGAUAAGAAAGGUAGAACAGCGGCAACUCUAUUUGGGAAGUGGGAUGAGAGCUUGCAUUACGUAAUUGGAGGGAAUUCAGGGAAAGGAAAAGGGUCUAAUGUGUCAUCAAAACCACAUCUUCUGUGGAAGCGGAACCCAGCACCUGAGCACCAGACAAGAUAUAACCUUACACAGUUUGCUAUUACACUAAAUGAACUCACACCUGGACUACAGGAGAAGUUGCCACCAACAGAUUCAAGGCUAAGACCUGAUCAAAGGUGUUUGGAGAAUGGAGAGUAUGAAAUGGCCAAUUCUGAGAAGUUGAGGCUGGAACAAAGACAGCGGCAGGCACGGAAGAUGCAAGAGAAGGGAUGGAAACCAAAGUGGUUUUCUAAGGAAAAAGGCAGCAACAGUUACCGUUAUGUUGGUGGGUACUGGGAAACUAGGGAAAAUGGGAACUGGGAGUCUUGUCCUGACAUUUUUGGCCAACCCUCCUCAACUGAUACUGAUUUUACCUCAACUCCAUAA
This is a messenger RNA of Abrus precatorius (Indian licorice), 2355 nucleotides long. Its product is annotated as oxysterol-binding protein-related protein 1B-like. Gene Ontology annotation, molecular function: sterol binding. The record is from RefSeq and is a predicted model, not a curated record. The coding region runs from base 1 to 2355 and encodes 784 amino acids. The transcript has 10 exons. Gene Ontology annotation, cellular component: cytosol; intracellular membrane-bounded organelle; membrane. NCBI's taxonomy places the organism in Eukaryota, Viridiplantae, Streptophyta, Magnoliopsida, Fabales, Fabaceae.